AUCAAUGCUCUUUUCUGGCCUCCAAAAGCACUUGAACAUACAUGGCUACGCACGCACGCACGCACGCACGCGCCCUCUAAAAUCACUGUCCUUGUGACUAAUGAAAACAACCAAACCCAGCCCCCCCAACAGUCCAAUCAAAGGCCCAUUCUUGCCUUUUCCUCGUAGGCCAAUCCUCCCCGUGUAUCUCAAUGUUUACCUCUGUUUUGCUGGGACAGAUGCAAGUUCCCUCCUCACAGCACUCGGAGACAUGGGCAGGAUUACUACAAGUUUGAGGCCAGCCUGGUCUACACAAUUCAAAGCCAAUCAGAGCUAAAUAGAGAGACUCUAUCUUCAAAUGAGUAAUGCUCCCUCCAGACUAGCACCAGGAUCAGGAGCCCCAGCUUCCUGACUCUGCUUUGGGCUCAGCAGUCACCAGCAAGACACUCCAUCCCCCUGCCACCCACCAUUCAUGUUCCCAAUUGGAGCGCGUCUUGUCUUCUGUCCCAUGUUCCCUCUCCUCUUGGGUUCAUGUGCUUUCUCAAAUCAUGUUGUCUGCCUCUCCCUGAGUUAAGGGGGCGUCUAGACAGUCACUUUGUCAUGGAGAUUCUAACCCACCAGACCUUCCUGGUCUCACCAGGUAGGGCACUGAAGGUGGGUGAGGGGAGAGUUGAGGAUUGCUAGCAGGCUGUGGCCAAGUCAAGCUUCUGGCUCCCAAAGUCACCGAACCUUCCUGUCUGGAAGUGAGGCUGGCAGGAGCCAUGGGUGGAUUCCCAGAAUCUCUGGGUCUGGUAGGCUGGGGGCAGGGCCAGGUGCUGGACAAACAGAUCAAAGGUGAGUGAAGCUGGGCCUGCAGAGCUGGACGGCACAUCAUCAUGAGGCCGCUGAUCUCGCUGGGCCUGCUGUGGAGCUUGGUGAGCACGCUUUUGGCCUCAAAGUGGCCUGAGCCUGUAUUCGGCCGCCUGGUGUCCCCUGGCUUCCCAGGGAAGUAUGCCGACAAUCAGAACCGGUCCUGGAAGCUGGCUGCACCUCCCGGCUACCGUCUGCGCCUCUAUUUCACCCACUUCAACCUGGAGCUCUCUUACCGCUGCGAGUAUGACUUUGUUAAGUUGAGCUCAGGGACCAAGGUGCUAGCCACACUGUGUGGGCAGGAGAGUACAGAUACUGAGCAGGCGCCUGGCAAUGACACCUUCUACUCACUGGGUCCUAACCUGGAGGUCACCUUCCACUCAGACUACUCCAAUGAGAAGCCAUUCACAGGAUUUGAGGCCUUCUAUGCAGCAGAGGAUGUGGAUGAAUGCCGAGUGUCCCCGGAAGAAGAAGUCCCUUGUGACCAUUAUUGCCACAACUACCUGGGCGGCUACUACUGCUCCUGCAGGGUGGGCUACGUUCUCCACCAGAACAAACACACCUGCUCAGCCCUGUGUUCAGGCCAGGUGUUCACUGGGAGGUCUGGGGAGCUCAGUAGCCCCGAAUACCCACAGCCGUACCCCAAACUCUCCAGCUGCACCUACCACAUCCGCCUGGAGGAGGGCUUCAGUGUCAUCCUGGACUUCGUGGAGUCCUUCGAUGUGGAGAUGCAUCCUGAGGUCCAGUGCCCCUAUGACUCCCUCAAGAUCCAAACAGAGAAGGGGGAAUACGGCCCAUUCUGUGGGAAGGCGUUGCCCCACCGGAUUGAAACCAACAGCAACAGUGUGACCAUCACAUUUGCUACUGAUGAGUCCGGGGCCCACACAGGCUGGAAGAUCCGCUACACCAGCACAGCACAGCCCUGCCCUGAUCCAACGGUGCCACCUAAUGGCUACAUUUCACCCGUGCAAGCCAAGUACAUCCUGAAGGACAGUUUUUCUGUCAUCUGCAAGACUGGCUUUGAGCUUCUACAAGGUCCUGUGCCCCUAAGAUCGUUCACUGCUGUCUGCCAGAAAGACGGAUCCUGGGACCGGCCAAUACCAGAGUGCAGCAUUGUUGACUGUGGCCCUCCUGAUGACCUACCCAAUGGCUACAUAGAAUACAUCACAGGCCCCCAAGUGACCACCUACAAAGCUGUCAUUCAGUACAGCUGUGAAGAGAUUUUCUACACCAUGAGCAGCGAUGGUAAAUAUGUGUGUGAGGCUGAUGGAUUCUGGACGAGCUCCAAAGGAGAAAAAUUCCUCCCGGUUUGCGAGCCUGGUAAUGGAUGCAUUUAUAAGACUCAUAGCUGACAGAGUAGAUGGAGGACAAGGGUAGGCAGACAUGGAAGCUCAGCAUCUGGCUUGGCUUGGGCUAAUGUAACUCCUAAGUGUGUUCUCAUCACCCCUUUGCAUAUGGAGGCUGCUAGGUGCUAGCUGCACUUAUUGAUAUUUUUGACCUUUAUGACUAGGCAAGCAUAAAAAAAUUAAAUGAUUUCUUAAAUUAUCUCAAGCCAUUUAUACAUAUAUAAACACAAAUUCUUGAGUUACUUUUCUCCUCUGUAAAAGUGCUAUUAAAACCCAAAGCUAAUAACUUCAUUAUUUCCCUAAGCAAUUGUUUUCAAUGACAUCUAGGUUUUUAAACAUUAAUGCAAUUUGCCUUUUAAUAGUAUUUAAUUUUUUAAACCAGAAUUGGCUCCAACAAUAGUUGAAUGCUUAAAAAAAAAUUUUAAGGUAAUAAUACACUCAUUACCCCUGAGUUAGCUGGCUUAAAUUAGUUUUCUAACCCUGUAUUUGGCUGACAUGCUACUUCUAAGUUUUAAUCAAAGUGCAAGGCCACAA
Peromyscus leucopus (white-footed mouse) is the source of this 2708-nucleotide messenger RNA. RefSeq names its product mannan binding lectin serine peptidase 2 (gene Masp2). Gene Ontology annotation, molecular function: calcium ion binding; serine-type endopeptidase activity. The record is from RefSeq and is a predicted model, not a curated record. Gene Ontology annotation, biological process: complement activation, lectin pathway; proteolysis. NCBI's taxonomy places the organism in Eukaryota, Metazoa, Chordata, Mammalia, Rodentia, Cricetidae. The coding region runs from base 855 to 2180 and encodes 441 amino acids. Gene Ontology annotation, cellular component: extracellular region. The transcript has 10 exons.